CGCAGCCUCAACACCUCAUUUUUGUCGAUUGCGAGCUAGUUGAUACUGCAUACUCGGAACGAAUUACAUUAAUAUGUCGGCUGUCUCCCCAUUUCUCGAUCCUGGCCCUCGGACGACAUUAAAUACAUUGGUUCUAGCUCAUCUAUCUCGAGAUAGCAUUCAGCCUAUUUACUUAAGAGAAGCUUCUGGUACAACUGACGGAUAUGUUGAAGGGCCAGUUUUAAAUACGCGAUUUGGCUCAUUUCCAUAUUCAACUUUACUCGAUAAGCCUUGGGGUUCGCAGAUACGCGCCUCGGUCGUGGACACCGGCUCUAGAGGUAGAAAGCUGAAACUUGAAAGCAGCGCAAAUGGCGAAAGGCUAGAUAAUAGUACAGAGGAUGUUGUAUCGAGCACAGCGGCGGCCAAGGACGUCAAGACGGCACCAAGUGGUUUCGUCCACAUUCUACCUCCUACCCCUGAGUUAUGGACAACGAGUUUACCACAUCGAACUCAAGUAGUAUAUACACCUGACUACAGCUACAUUCUUCACCGGAUCCGCGCUCGUCCUGGUAUGAAAAUAAUCGAGGCUGGAGCGGGGAGCGGUAGUUUUACGCACGCUUCCGCCAGGGCCGUUUAUAAUGGUUACCCCAAAGGCGCAGACGAUGCGAAGGGCAAAGUUUUCAGUUUCGAGUUUCACCAAGAUCGAUAUCAGAAGAUGCAAAAGGAAAUUGAGGAUCAUCGCUUAGAUGGAAUCGUUCAGAUUACCCACAGAGAUGUCUAUAAUGAUGGCUUUCUUGUCGACGGCGAAAGUCCCGGAGCUGAAUGCGUCUUCCUCGACCUACCAGCACCUUGGAAGGCACUUCCCCAUCUAGCGAGAAGCAGACCAACACCCUCUCAACUCUCAAGCAGCGGACUAGAUGAUCUUCAAGAUACUGGAUCUGAAUGGAAAUCCCCGCUUCGUCCGGAUCGGACUGCCUAUCUUUGCACUUUCUCCCCGUGCAUUGAACAAGUUACUAGGACCAUUGACGUCAUGCGCCGCUUAGGUUGGAUGGAAAUCGAAAUGGUUGAAGUUGCACAUAAAAGGAUAAAUGUCAUGCGAGAGCGGAUUGGGUUAAACUUACCCGCGGGGGAUCGAAAUGCGAGCCAGACAGCAGCAAACGUUGCAGAGGCUAUCGCCAAGUUACAGGAAGUCGAAGGUCGAAUCAAGAAUUUCCGCGGUCAAUCUCGUGACGACGAUGUUGAGAUGGGUGAAGAUGACGAGGCGACGGUCGAUAGCAAUCCUAUCGAUAGCAAUAAAACAUCUAUGCUAGGCAAUGAAGCCGAAAAUGCUCGAUCGGUUAAACCCUGGAUGAUAGGGAGAGUGAUUCAUCGGACAGAACCCGAGAUCAAGACGCAUACUUCAUAUCUCGUCUUCGCAUUGCUGCCGCAGGAAUGGACAGAAGCGCAAGAAGCGGCGGCUUUUGAAAAUUGGCCAUGCGGCCAGGAAAGCAAAGUUAUCGGAAAAUUAGAUAAGGAAGCGCGGAAACAAGAGAAGCGAGAAUUGCUCGAGGGAAAGAAGAGGAAGAAGGAUGCGGAUAGCAGAUCCGAAGCCGAGCGCCCUCUACCAAAGAAGAGUAAAACGCCAUAGAUGGAAAACUUAAGAUACAUAGAUAAAGCAUAUGAUACCCCGGCCUAUAUGGUCAUUAAAUUAAUCUGACACGAACUCCUAUUUGUCUCGAUAGUUAUAAGAUGUUGUAUAUUCUAAAGAGCAAAGCCUCGUAGCAAUAUUCUAAGUAACGCUAAACACCAAACGACGUCUUGCGUGAUAUGUUGGAAAUAUCACGACAGCCACGGCAAGUUACAAGAAU
Daldinia decipiens is the source of this 1826-nucleotide messenger RNA. Its product is annotated as tRNA methyltransferase complex GCD14 subunit. The record is from RefSeq and is a predicted model, not a curated record. Gene Ontology annotation, biological process: tRNA methylation. Lineage: Eukaryota; Fungi; Ascomycota; Sordariomycetes; Xylariales; Hypoxylaceae. The transcript has a single exon. The coding region runs from base 74 to 1606 and encodes 510 amino acids. Gene Ontology annotation, cellular component: tRNA (m1A) methyltransferase complex; nucleus.